AUGUAUCCCAUCUUUCCUUUAAUAAACAACCACAAAUGGAGGUUUCGCCAUGCUACUAUCCCUUCCGACCAUACUCAUCAAAACAAGACCACGACACCACGCGAAACACCUUUGCAGUUGGAGAAGGGAUGGUUUUGGUUCCGGAAAUGGGAUUCAGAAGACAUGGCUAGCAUUUCUUGGUUCACCAUGAUACAUGUGUUGGCUGCCAUCGCACCUUUUGUGUUUGAUAUGGGCGCAAUCUUGUUGGCUCUAGUCUUGGCUAUCUUGACCGGAAUCGGUGUGACCCUAGGUUAUCAUAGACUUCUGUGCCACCACAGUUUCAAGAUCCCCAAAUGGCUUGAGUAUUUCUUCGUUUAUUGUGGUGCUCAUGCCUUCCAGAGAGAUCCAAUGUUUUAUGUGAACACACACAAGAGCCACCACAAGUAUACGGAUACAGAUAGGGAUCCUGUUGCCCCAUCCCACGGUUUUUGGUACUGUAAUAUGGGCUGGUUCUUCAACAACGAUCACAUUGCUGCACAGUGUGGAGAAUCAAGAGGUGGAGAAUACUCGAAAGUACGAGAGCUGAAGGCGCAAUGGUUUUAUAGGUUUCUUCAUUAUACAUACUUUUGGCAUCCAACUGCACUUGCAGCCCUACUAUAUCUACAUGGAGGCUUUUCCUACUUGGCUUGGGGAAUGGGCAUGCGUGGAGUGGUGGUUCAUCAAUUCGCCUCCCUUGCAACCUAUGUCAGCCAUAUAUGGGGCGAGAGGCCAUGGAACAGCCCCGAUACUUCCACCAAUAACUGGUGGGUGGCCAUAUUAACUCUAGGAGAGGGUUGGCAUAACAAUCACCAUGCUUUCCCAAGAUCUGCUCGACAUGGACUGGAACGGUGGCAAUUUGACUUCACAUGGGAAUUGAUCAAGUUUCUUGAAUUGGUUGGAUUGGCAACAGAUAUUAAAUUACCAAGUGAGACCCAAAAAAGAAGAACUGAAUUGCGUUGGGCCAGCUCGAACUCGAAAGAGAAAACUGAUAGUAACGUUGAACGAAAAGAAUGAAACCUUCAAGAACUUUGACGAGGCAUACUAUGUAUGCAGAGAAUUAGAGUUCGUUUCAUGUUCGAUGAUGUCAAGAAGGUAUUAUAGCAGUUGGUAAUAAAUGGGUUAUGUGCAAGGCCACUUCAAACCCAUAAACAAAGUGGAGUCUAAUUGUACACUAAGUAGAAAUAUCGAUGUUUGUAUGUUUGUGUAGUCUUAUGU
Messenger RNA from Cynara cardunculus var. scolymus (artichoke), 1233 nucleotides. Its product is annotated as delta-9 acyl-lipid desaturase 1-like. The record is from RefSeq and is a predicted model, not a curated record. Gene Ontology annotation, molecular function: oxidoreductase activity, acting on paired donors, with oxidation of a pair of donors resulting in the reduction of molecular oxygen to two molecules of water. Bases 1 to 1032 code for a protein of 343 amino acids. Gene Ontology annotation, biological process: lipid metabolic process. Gene Ontology annotation, cellular component: endoplasmic reticulum membrane. Lineage: Eukaryota; Viridiplantae; Streptophyta; Magnoliopsida; Asterales; Asteraceae. The transcript has 5 exons.